This is a messenger RNA of Harpegnathos saltator (Jerdon's jumping ant), 1647 nucleotides long. RefSeq names its product odorant receptor 4-like. Gene Ontology annotation, molecular function: olfactory receptor activity; odorant binding. Gene Ontology annotation, biological process: detection of chemical stimulus involved in sensory perception of smell; sensory perception of smell. The record is from RefSeq and is a predicted model, not a curated record. Lineage: Eukaryota; Metazoa; Arthropoda; Insecta; Hymenoptera; Formicidae. The coding region runs from base 319 to 1491 and encodes 390 amino acids. Gene Ontology annotation, cellular component: plasma membrane. The transcript has 6 exons.
UGGACGGAAAGACGUCUCCUUCGAUUUUCCCUUCUGUCCGUUAAAUUAGCAAUCAUCGACCACGCGAACUGCGUCUGGAUUAUACGCAGCACGGUAAAAAUAUUUAAUGACCAACUCCCAUUGUUCGUACGUCUUAGGACAUCGCCGUUUAAUGACCCCUCGCGAUCAUUCAGUCUUUAGCCGGCUGUCCGAUGACGCGCAUCGAACUCUUAUCGGUUAUACUAUACGGGAACACGUUUCUAUAGCUAUCUUUUGCAAAGUGUCCUUUUUCUACAAUAUACGUAUGAUCUCGCUGUGCAGCAGCGAACGCGAAUUCUGAUGAGGGCAACCAAAGUUGUGGCUUGCAAGAGCACGAUCAGUCGCAUAGUAAAAUGUUUGCUCAUUUUAUACGGCAUCUGGCCGAACAUACCGUGCAUCACGUUCUGCAAAAUAUUUUGGAGCAUCUCGUUCAUAAUUAUUCAAGUUUGGCACUACCAAUAUUUUCUUGCACAUUUUUAUUCCAAUGAUAUAUUCGACUUGAUGGACUGUCUUGGCACCUUUAUAGGAUACUUUAAGCUGUCCAUCAAGAUCAUUGUCUUCUGGUGGAAUCAACAGAUAUUCAAUCAAAUUUUGAGAACGAUGGCGGAAGACUGGAAGGAAUGCGCAAACAAUGAUAUCGAAAUGCGCAAAGUAAUCAGCAAAGCAAAGAUAUCGCAUUACGUUAGCAACGCGAUCAUUACCUUGCACACAGUAGCAGUGCUUUCUUACGGCAUUAAUAUCAUCCUAACUGACGUUGAUAUUACUGAUCGCAUGAUCGAGAUACCGCACAUAAUGCGAAUGGAAUUUCCGUUUGACAUAAAGACACAGAGUAUGUACAAAUUCGUAUUAAUAAUAGAACUGAUACAGCUUCUUAUGAGCAGCUGGGGAAUGGGAGUAAUAAAUGCCUUGCUUAUAGCAUUGACCUUACACAUAGGCGGUCAAAUAGAUAUACUACGUUGCUGGUUGACGGAACUGGAGUCUGUAGAGAGUACUGAUAAACACAGAAGCAACAUGAUAAAAAAGAUUAUUCGGAAACAUCAGAAAAUUAUCUAUUUCACAGAAAAUAUGGAGACUCUCUACACACUCAUCGCAUUGCUGCAGUUCGUGUCAAACGUGAUGAUGAUUUGCGUAUUAGGAUUCUUAAUUAUAACUGCGCUCGGUAGUCCCAAUGCGACAGAGAAGAUAAUUAGAUCACUUCCAUAUUACAGCGUCACGAAUCUAGAAGCGUUUAUAUUUUGCUAUGCUGGAGAAUACUUGAUCAACAAGAGCAAAGCGAUCGGAUACGCUGCAUAUGAUUCCGCCUGGUACAACAUGGAACCCAAGGACAGACAUAUACUAUUGUUUAUUAUUUUAAGAUCACAAAAAUGUUUAACACUCACGAUUGGAAAGAUGAUGGAUCUCUCGUUGCGGCGCUUCACAAGUAUUAUGAAUUCCGCGGGUUCGUUCAUCUCGGUAUUAUUAGCGAUGCAAUGAACAGCAAUACAAUGAAAAUAUACCUUCCAUCGUUUUUCUAUUGAUAGUCGGAAAGUACGUAUCGAAAAUAAACAUACAAAUGUAAACACUAGUUAACAUAUAAACAUAUAACGUAUGACAUCUCCGAAAUAUUGUAAAGAAAUUAAAUUAGCCGUA